Molecule: messenger RNA, 2052 nt
Organism: Cavia porcellus (domestic guinea pig)
Lineage: Eukaryota; Metazoa; Chordata; Mammalia; Rodentia; Caviidae
Gene: Slco6a1
Product: solute carrier organic anion transporter family member 6A1
Exons: 12
Coding region: 1-2052 (683 amino acids)
Biological process (GO): transmembrane transport; sodium-independent organic anion transport
Cellular component (GO): plasma membrane
Molecular function (GO): protein binding
Source: RefSeq, a predicted model, not a curated record
AUGGCCUUGCUCCCACCCCUCCCGUGGAGCUGUCUGCUCUCUGAUUCCAUCCUCCUGUCACAUUACCGCAUGAAGACCCUCCCCAGAGGAAGUCGCCACAAGGCAAUGGCAGCUCCUGCAUGGGCAUCGCCUCAGGCCCGGAGGAUGCCCGUUGGCCUCGGCGCGCGGCCACAUCACAGUCCUGGUGUCUCGGAGUCGCCCGGCCCAGCCAUGGCGCGCAGCCCCGCGCUGCGCACGGUGUCCCUGAAGGAGACGCUGGCUGAAGUGGAGACAGGGCUCAGGUCUAAGAAGACUUCGAGGGCAGAGGAUGCUGAAGAGAAGGAGAUGAUCUCUAAGAUCUUGAAGAAGAAACCCCCGUACCUAACAGUGCUUCCAAACACCGUGAUCAAGUUCACUCGAGCCUCCGCCAGGAAAAGGGCCAAGCUCACCAUCUCCAGUAAGCCGCCCCAGACAGCACCGGAAACCUCGAACAUCUCGGAGGAGCGCUGCGGCCUGGCCUGCCUCGUUAUCCCCUGGUGCCAGCGUUUUAACAGCAUCCGGUGGUUUAUGACUUUCUAUAGUGUCCUGCUCAUAUCUCAAGGUAUUGUGCUUGGUAUUAUUGAUGUGAGCAAUAAUGAUUUGCAACAAGAACAUACAGUGACAAAUAUUGAGCAUUUGGCACUGACACUCACUUAUGAUAUAUCUUCUUGCCUAGUAGCACUAUUUAUAGCAUACUAUGGAGGGAGCGGAAACAGAGUAAAGUGGAUUGCACUUUCCUCCUUUUUGGUAGGAUUUGGAUCACUUUUACUUGCUUUUCCAUACUUCAGUGUUAAGCAUUUUGAAUCAGAGGCAAAAAUUGAAGGCAUUUCAGAUGCUGCAGCAAUACUAGGUUAUGCUUUGGGCUUUGCAACAGGAUCACCACAGCUUCCACACUCUCAAAACAGUACUUCUGGUGCAGCAACUGUUGAUACAGGACAGAAGAAGAACUGGUGGCAUGAUUUUAUUGUUGCUGCUUCACUUGCAUGGUCUACACUAAUACCAUUGUUAUGCUUUCCACGCAUUAUAGGAGAUACAGCAAAGAUAAGAGAUAGGAAACGAAGAGAGUUUCAUUUGUUUGAGAAAGACCUCCAACACUGGAAAUUUGGAGCAAGUAUUAAGGAUUUGUUUGGUGUUGUUUGGAUUAUGCUGAAGAAUCCAGUGUUUCUGUGCCAAACACUAUCUAAAGCUACAGAAUCUUUAAUCAUUAUUGGAGCCUCUGAAUUUUUACCUAUAUAUUUAGAAACUCAGUUUAUAUUAGCACCCGCAACAGCAACUGCACUUACAGGAAUUAUUUUAAUUCCAGCAGGCGCACUUGGCCAACUUCUAGGAGGCAUCAUCGCUUACUAUUUGGAAAUGUCUUGUAAAGCUUUGAUGAGAUUUACAAUAGUUUCAUCUACUUUGUCAAUUAUAUUUCUUGUGAUGAUAAUUUUUGUACACUGUAAUCCAGUGCGGUUUGCUGGAAUCAAUGAAAAUUAUAAUGGAACAGGUCAGCUGGGAAAUCUCACAGCCCCUUGCAAUGAGCAUUGUGGAUGCUCACCUUCACUCUAUUUGUCUGUUUGUGGAAGGGACAGCACUGAAUAUUUUUCUCCGUGCUUUGCAGGCUGUACAACUUCAAAAAUUAUAAACAAUGAAAAGAGGUACUAUAAUUGCUCAUGCAUUAAAGAAGGAUUAACAACUGCUGAUGCAGAUGGUGACUUUAUUGAUGCUCUGUUUGGGAAAUGUAACAUGUACUGUCACACAUUACCUUUGUUUUUUGCUUUUAUUUUUUCUUCAAUUGUCUUUUCUGGUUUUUGUGGUGUACCACUCACUCUGAUUAUUUUCAGGAUUGUACCUAGAGAACUCCAUUCCCUGGGCAUCGGUAUAACCUAUGUGAUUGUGAGAAUAUUUGGAACAAUUCCUGGGCCAUCACUUUUUAGAGCAGCAGGAGAAUCUUCUUGCAUCUACCGGGAUAUGAAUAAAUAUGGACAGGAGGGACAUUGCUGGGUCUACAACAAGACAAAAAUGGCAUUAAUUUUGACUGGAAUAUGUAAGUGA